AUGGAAUCGAACGAAGUGGACGAGAAAAUCCCAUUAAAGCUAGCGCAAAUAUCGAUCGACAAAUUUAACCAAACGAUACCACAGUACUUGACGCAGCUACGAAACCACAAAUGCAACAUUGAAAAGGCGGGUUCACUGAACGAUUGGGAGAAGGUCAAACGAGAGCAGCUAAAUGCGACACGCAUUGUGAAACAGAUCCGUUUCAUGCUGGUGGAAAUAGAUAAAGUGCGCCAACGGUUGCGUGUCAGCGAUUAUGACCGUUUCGACGAAGGGAUUGAGGCGACAAAGAAGGAUGCGUUCAACAGCAUGGCCGAAUACCUGGCUAUGCAGCAAGCUUUGCGUGCACAGUCAGCACAAAAUUAUCAGCAACAACAGUACGAUGAGGAAAUAUCUUCCGGUGCGGGUAGUGCGCAGUUUCCUACAGGCGGACGAUUGGCAUAUGUUCCUCAGAUUACCAGCUCGUACAACAUGGAGGAGCACGAGCUACGCCAAAGAGAGGAAUGUCUCCGUCAGAUGGAACACUUGCAGCACGAAAUGGAGGACAUUCAGGAGCUCUAUCAAAAGGUGCACGAAUUGGUACACGAGCAGGGUGAAACGGUGACCCGGGUGGAGGAGAACGUGGAUGUAGCACAGAUCCAGGUGGAAGCCGGUGUAACAGCCCUGCAGAAAGCGUUAGCAUACAAAAAAGCCGUUUAUCCGCUGGCCGGAGCAUUCCUCGGUUCUUGCAUCGGUGGUCCCAUUGGGCUGGUGGUUGGACUGAAGGCGGGUGGCCUCGCAGCACUGGGUGGCGGUUUGGUUGGGUUUGCCAGCGGGAAGUUCAUCAAAAACGUGGACGCUAUACCGGAUAGUGAUGAGUGCGGUUCGGGAGACAGUGCUACCGAAGCGAUGGCCGGUACACCCGCAGAACCGGGAGAAACUCAACCGGUUGCUUCGAAAACAUGA
This is a messenger RNA of Anopheles marshallii, 942 nucleotides long. RefSeq names its product syntaxin-17 (gene Syx17). Gene Ontology annotation, cellular component: endomembrane system; plasma membrane; SNARE complex. Lineage: Eukaryota; Metazoa; Arthropoda; Insecta; Diptera; Culicidae. The transcript has 2 exons. Gene Ontology annotation, molecular function: SNAP receptor activity; SNARE binding. Bases 1 to 942 code for a protein of 313 amino acids. The record is from RefSeq and is a predicted model, not a curated record. Gene Ontology annotation, biological process: vesicle fusion; intracellular protein transport; exocytosis.